GAAUGGCGUCAGUUCCUUCCAUUGGUUGCCUGCUGGCCAGAAAUCAGUAUUAUCGAAAGGCCAGCAUUUCUUCAGUUAGCUCUUUAAGCGGCUCUGAUUCUGUUAACGUCAUACCUGAUGACAAAUCCCAACAAGAGUUACCAAAAGUGGCAGAAUCCGACUGGUGGUUUAAAUCCUUUUUCCAUUCUGAACCGGAGCUUUCAGAUGUAAGAAAAAAAAGAUCUGUCUGCCAGUAGCUCUCAUAGUUGAUUCUGACGAUCCAGAAGAUCCUGCCUGCUGAGCUGCUGUAUCUGUGAAGCACACCUUUCAG
Prionailurus viverrinus (fishing cat) is the source of this 310-nucleotide messenger RNA. It is a transcript of the gene PPDPFL, whose product is annotated as pancreatic progenitor cell differentiation and proliferation factor like. The coding region runs from base 3 to 236 and encodes 77 amino acids. Gene Ontology annotation, biological process: multicellular organism development; cell differentiation. The record is from RefSeq and is a predicted model, not a curated record. The transcript has 4 exons. Lineage: Eukaryota; Metazoa; Chordata; Mammalia; Carnivora; Felidae.